This is a messenger RNA of Sus scrofa (pig), 1017 nucleotides long. The record is from RefSeq and is a predicted model, not a curated record. NCBI's taxonomy places the organism in Eukaryota, Metazoa, Chordata, Mammalia, Artiodactyla, Suidae.
AUGCUAGGGGAACUGAUGUCUCUUUUUAAGAAUCUCCACGGGAUAUUUGCUUCCUCAGGCACCACAGGAGCGUUGAUGGCUUGGCUGAUCAGCUAUAAGCCAGCCUUGUUUGGGUUCCUAUUCCUUCUGCUGUUGCUUAGCAACUGGCUGGUCAAGUAUGAAUUCAAGCCCACCCCCCAAGAGCCCCAGCAGGACAAGAUCCUUGAACGGCUCAUGUUCAGUGAAAUGAAGCUGAAGGUCUUAGAAAAUCAGAUGUUCAUCGUAUGGAAUAGAAUGAACCACCACAAGCGGUCAAGCCGACUGCGGACUUUUCCGGGGGGGAAACACAGACUGAGGAGGCGUGAGUCCAUUUUCUCCAUCCUCUCUGACUGCACUUCCAAUUCCCCCUGAGGAGGCCACAGAGACUGCAGUGGCCUGGCCUCUUCUGAUGUUACCUUUCCUCAGUAAAGCCCAGUCAGAGACUAUUGGAUUUUCUCAGUCAAUCACACUGGAGAGGAGGAUUGGAAGGCAGACAGGUUGGUCACUUCUGGAAAAGCAAUCUGUACUUACCAGGUCAGCCAGAUAGCACGCUAUGAUACAACGUGAAGGGGGCUCUCGAACCCAGCCCUUCCUCUCUUUCAGUUGGAUCACCUAGACCCUGGUCCAGGGCCCUGUACCUGUUCACCUGGAGUCUUAGAAUGGCUGUCCCAGUGCUGUUCCAGCCUCCGAUCUCCCCAUCACUCUGCACGCAGAGGCCACAGCAUGUGUUGCCAAGGGCAGCUCUGAGCGUGAUCAUUGCCUAUUCUUGAGCCGAUGCCUUGCUGUGGUUGACAGAAUAAAAGCCACACUCUUCAUGGUGUCCAGCCCCGAUCUGACCCCCUUUCAGCCUUUUUCCCCCAUGCCUCUUCCUCACAUGCCUUUUACUCUAGAGUAUCCUAAACAUCCGUGUACCACCUUUGGAAGUUUUGCCAUAACUGCGAACCACCUGAAUUUUAACUCAAUAUUGUCCCUUCAAAUUAGCUCUUUUUUCCUUAACAA